Penicillium olsonii is the source of this 948-nucleotide messenger RNA. Lineage: Eukaryota; Fungi; Ascomycota; Eurotiomycetes; Eurotiales; Aspergillaceae. The record is from the annotation of a GenBank genome assembly.
AUGGAUCAGUACUGGGAAAAGACAAAACGCUACUCGAAAGUGGGCUUCGACAGAGCAUGGGACGCUCUCGACAAGCUGGGCCCUCCGGUGAAUCGUCUCUCUAACCGACUAGGAGCCGAGGCUUUCUGGCCAAUGGCCAUUGACCAGGAGAGCGACAAAGCUGCGCGCAUCAUUCGCGGAUUCUGCACGGAUGGAGUCUACGCCGCCGAGUCCGAGGAUGACAUGAGCGAGAAUGGCAAGAUCAGUCGACCACGAAGCAAACAACGGGUUCUCAAACGGAUACCGCAGCAUGUGAUUCAACGUGCAAAAGGAUUGCUGAUCUUCACCACUAUGCGCACUGGCAUGUGGCUUAGUGGCUCCGGGGGCAGCGGAGUCUUGUUGGGACGCAUUCCCGGAACAGACGAGUGGAGUCCGCCGUCUGGUGUUCUCCUACAUACCGCUGGCAUUGGCUUCCUGGCUGGUAUAGACAUCUACGAUUGCAUUAUGGUGAUCAACACCUACGAGGCGCUGGAGGCAUUUACAAAAGUUCGUUGCACUAUCGGCGGAGAACUGAGCGUCGCCGCUGGCCCAGUCGGCGUAGGAGGAAUGAUUGAAAGCGAGGUUCAUAAGCGACAAGCACCCAUCUUGACAUACAUGAAGAGCCAAGGUCUCUAUGUCGGUGUCGCAUUCGAUGGUACGAUCGUUAUCGAGCGCUUUGACGAGAACGAGCGGUUCUACGGAGAACGCAUUUCAGUCCAAGAGAUCAUGGGAGGCAAGGUCAGCCGCCCGCCUAGAUCGGUUGCCAACUUGAUCCAAACAGUCUAUGCGGCCCAGGGAGACCUGCGAGAGAUCGUAAGUCUCAUUUUGCCCUGUAGCCAGUUUCUACGCUGGCAUUGCGAAGCAAGUUUGAUUUCAACGCCCAACCUGCUGACACCGACCAAACCUCAGGGCGAAGAAGUUACCAACUGA